AUGCACCAACUUUUACUAAAAGUGGAAAUCCUACAUUUUGUAAUAAAUAUUAUAAAAACUGUCAUCAACGUGACAACAUUAAUUUUCGCAAAAUUGUCAUACAUAUUAGUUGGAACAACUAACGAAACCCAACCACCUGGUAGCUCACUAAAAAAAAAAUUAAACUUAAGAUUAGAACAGUUAGAAAAAGAGGAAAAAAAUUUACAAAAUAUAAAAGAAAAUCUAUCUGAAAUAAUAACUUUUACUGAUAAUAAAUUAAGAGAUUAUUAUACUAUAAGAGAAAGAUUUGUUGCAAAAUGUUUAGAAAUAUUAGAAGCAUUGGAAGUAAUUUUAAGAAAUAUUAAUGAAAUCAAAGUUCAAACAUCAGUAGAGGGAAAUACAAAUGAAGAACCUGAUUGUUUGGGAAUAAGAGAUUUAAGAAUUAUUCAUACAAUGUUAGAAAUUGUAAUAAGUUGGGGUAUUUAUCCUUGUUUAUUACCUGGAGUGGGAAUUCCUAUAUCACAUAGAACACGAUCUGGUUAUAUUCAGAACAUUAAAGAUAUUUAUCUAUUUAGUUUAAUGAAAUCAUUAACAAACAUAAUAUUUCCUACAUUAAAUAAACCAAUAUUCCUUACAACAACAAUAUCACUAAUUAUAUUAGAAAAGCAUUUUACAGAUAUUUAUGCUGCUUUAUUACAAUUAGCUUAUGCAAAUGAUUUGAAAGAGCUCAUAAAAAUACGGAAAGAGAGUAAUAUAAUGUUUCACAAGAUUUUUGAAGAAUCGAAUUCAUUUCAAUCUUUGAAUGCUUUAACCAUGCUUUUAUCAUCAUCCCCAAUUUGUACAUCUCCCAAUUGGUUAAAAAAUAUUUGUGGUCAAUAUUUAACUCAAAUUUUGUUGAGGCCAAAUGGAGUGAAGGAUAUUAUGGAAUUCAUGAUUGGAGAUGAAAGUGAAGUAAAUUUAUCUAAAUUGGAAACUAUAUCUAAAUUAAUUCUUUCUGUUCCAAAUACUGCAAAAUCUCCUGAGGCAUAUUUUUCUAUAAUAUGUCCACAAUUAUUAUCUAUAGUUCAAUCAUUUACUUCAUCAUCUUCUUCACUUCAAAACUUUAAAUCAUCACCCACAUUACAAUCUACAAUUUCCACAAUACAUUAUUUAUUAAUAGGAAGUGAACCAAUACCUAAUUUAUUACAAUUUUUUUUAAAAUAUUCUAUCACUCCUUUAUAUUAUUUAUAUUCAUUUACUUGUUCUUCAAAAUCAUUUUUAAAAGAUAUUAUAUUAGAUAUCUUAUUAGCUUAUUUUAAAAUAAUAACAAUUGAUGAAAGUGUUAAAGCACUUAAAGAAAUAUUAUUUAGAAAAAAAAAUGAAAAACUUAAAGCUCCUCAAAGUAGUGACAUUGGAGAAAUUUAUUUUGCACCUGGAUCAUUUGGAGGGGUUUUAACAGGAGAUUUCUUUAUGUAUGUUCUUACAGAAUAUACUUCAUUGAAAUCUCUUCAAUCAAAACAACAACAAUCACAACAAGAUUCAAUUUCUAAAAGUCUUUUUACUUUGCUUAACCUAAUUUUAGCAAUGAUUGACCAAUUGGGAUCAAAAAUUUUACAAAAACCUGGACAAAUGAUUGCAUUUGAUGGAGAAAUGAAUUAG
This is a messenger RNA of Diversispora eburnea, 1617 nucleotides long. NCBI's taxonomy places the organism in Eukaryota, Fungi, Glomeromycota, Glomeromycetes, Diversisporales, Diversisporaceae. The record is from the annotation of a GenBank genome assembly.